AAAUCACAAACAUCCUGCACUUCAGCGAUUCUUCGUGCUCUACAUUUGUAAGACUAGUCCAUAAGCACAUUUGUCACAGAGCUUACGUAUCUGCUACUCCUUAGUCUUGAACUAAAGCUUCCGUCCUCAGUGUCAGGAUGGGUCGUGAGAGGAAACCAAUCACUGCACGACAGCACAUCACUUCCCUCCUCGUCGCGUCGCUAGUUCUCGGCGUAAUCUGCGGUCCAGCGGCUAUCGCGGCGUCGGAACUCGAAGAUGCCAUCAACAAGGCGAACGCGAGAGGAGCAGGCGCAUCCCCCACCGUGCUCGUCCUCACAUCCAACGUGGAGCUCACCGCCCCCCUCCCCGCGCUCUCAGGCGCGGCCAAGCUGACCAUCAGAGGCGCGUGUGCCACCUCUAGGUGCAUCAUCAGCGGGGGUGGCGCCUUCCCCAUAUUCACCUCCCCCUCAUCCGGCCCCACUGGGGGAGUGCUCACCCUCUCCAACCUCAACUUCCAAAAGGCGGCAGGGGGCGUGCUGUUCAACGUGCGGGCAGCGAUCAACGCGAGUCAAUGCGUGUUCGCCGGCAACACCGCCGCUGGCACGGGCGGAGGGGUGCUCAGUGACACCUUCCCUGCAACAGCCACCCCGCCCUACCGCCUCUUUUCGCGCUGCACCUUCCAGAGCAACACGGCGCCCAUUCUGGGCGGCGGCGCCAUCAGCAUCAACGCCGGGAGCCCCCUGGGGCGCGUCCCUGCGCUCUACUUCCUGCGCUGCCUCUUCAAGGAGAACAGCGCGCCCAGGAGCUUGGGGGGGGCUAUUUCUGUGGCGGGGAAGGGAAGAGUCCGGUUCAAGACGUGCGUGUUUGAAGGGAACAGCGCUGGUGCAUCAGGGGGAGGCAUUUUCUCCUACGGGGCCUCCCUCUCUCUCGCUAAAGUCACCUUCAAAACCAACAAGGCCCUUGGCACCUCUCUGGCCGGGUCUUUUGCGUCUGGCGUUGGUGCUGCUGCCUAUGCUGUCUCCGGCCUUCUCAGCCAAUCAUCUGUCGGCUUCUGCUCCAAUUCGUUUUCGGGCAACUCGGGCAGCACUGCAAACGGGGGCUCGCUGUACCUGCAGAAGGCCCCAGGCAGCUCGAAGUUUAUCGGGGUGGUGACUUUCUGCAAUGGGGGAAAGCCCGCUGGGACGGUGGUGGCGAAGAAUGGAUGGCGGGUGGGGACCAAGUGCACGACCAGCACCUGUGCUUGAGCGCUGCUUGCCACGCGUUGGACCCAAGGCAUGCCACAGUAAUAAAACAAAACGCUGCGCCAGCAAUAUUUUGUGACGUCGAAAAAAUACCACCACCUUCCGGCCUCCUCACUGACAGUGCAUGUGCCCAAUACCGACAACUGCAUGCUACACAAUUUACUUAUUAUAAGCACCCCCAUCUUGUGGGUGCGAUUGGAAACAUACGGCCCUUUCUCGUUUGCUGUCCUCUUGUGGCUUUUAUUGCUGGAAUGGAAUAUUGUGCAUUGCAUGACGUGUGCUGCCAUUGGUACUGUAUAUGACUGAAUAAAGUAUCUUGUAGUGAUUUUUCCUAC
Messenger RNA from Closterium sp. NIES-67, 1555 nucleotides. NCBI's taxonomy places the organism in Eukaryota, Viridiplantae, Streptophyta, Zygnematophyceae, Desmidiales, Closteriaceae. The record is from the annotation of a GenBank genome assembly.